CUGACGAAGACUCAGCAAUUCUCUCUGUAGCAAGCGCCAAGUCAAAAUGAGACAGAAACGAGCAAAGUCGUAUCGCAAGUUGAUGCAGACGUAUCACCUGUUUUUUGGUUUCCGUGAGCCUUACCAGGUGGUUGUCGAUGCAGACUUUUUACAAGACUUAAACAAAAGUAAAAUGAACGUUCUUGCGGCGCUGACAAGAACCGUUCAGGGAAAAGUAAAGCCUAUGAUCACUCAAUGCUGUAUCAGCCAGCUUUACAAGCAAGGAAACGCGGCCGCUUCUGAUAUCAGACUCGCUAAAACAUUCGAGAGAAGACGCUGUAACCAUUUGGAUGAUCCAAAGUCACCGGCUGAGUGUAUUCAAAGCAUCGUUAACAUCAAUGGCAAAAACAAGCAUCGCUAUGUGGUUGCGACACAAGAUCCAGAAGUGCGUGCGGCAUUGAGAAACAUUCCUGGUGUUCCUCUUAUCUAUAUGAAGCGUUCGGUUGUCAUCCUUGAGCCUGCUUCACCUGCAACUGUUUAUUACAAGCGGCAAAGAGAGGGCCAACAAAUGGGCAUGUCGCAAGAAGAGAAGGAUCUGCUUUCUGGAAAGACACAGAGACAACAAGAAGAGAAGGAGAACAGUAGCGAGGAUGCUACUUCUGACGCUACCACUAAAAAACGCAAACGUGGACCUAAGGGUCCCAAGGGUCCCAAUCCAUUAAGUAUGAAGAAGAAAAAGUCAGAGACCGAACCCGUUCAAGUAAACAUUAUUGGCGAUGUCGGCCAAAGAAAAAAGCAUCGCCGUGGACGCAAAAAGAACACCGUUUCCGAUGAAAGCGGUACAGGUGUUGCUACUGGCGAUGCCGUUGAGAACGAUUCCUCGUAACAUGGGUACGAUAGUCUCUACUGGCUUCUGCACUAGCGGUCUUAUUAUGUACACAGAGGUUACAAAAUGGUUUUGGAAACCGAGGUUAGACGGAUAGGGAAUACUGAUACUAUAGCAUUGGAGACAUAAUUUUGUUGGGGAAAAAAUAAAUUGACGGAUCCGAUUAAGUGGAUAAGGCCUUAAGCGUUUAGCUCUGCUGCUUUUGAUACAGGAAAGACUGCCUAAAGUCCAUGCAUUGUAACUGAAGAAUUUGGCAUUCUUCACUUUUUCACUCUACCCUCCUUAACAAGCUUCCCUAAGACAAUCCGUGCCCACCAUGAUAACAGCCUUCUCCAAACAAUCCUCGCCAGAUUACUUGGUGUGGUAUUUUACACGAGGGGCAUACAAAACUCCACCACGAGAACGGCAGCACACAAAAUAAAAACUUUGGUUAAUCCCCUCAGAAGGUCGUUCGUGGCAUUCUCAAAGUAAAGUUCUGUAAACGAUGAUGACGGACAAGACGCCCGUGCACGAACCCAUACUUAACAGUGCUCCUUCACGAAAAUAUCUAAACGAACAUGUAACACCAACUCUGUUACAGGGUUUGAAGUUGCUGGCGAGGGAAAGACCGAGAGACCCAUUGAAAGUGUUGGGUCUUUUCCUCUUGGAUGCUAGUAACAAACAAAAUGCUGCUGAAGCGGCCAUUCAGCAGCCUUUUAAUCCCUCUUCCACUCCUUCCGGAUCUGCAUAGUAAAGCGGGAGAGAGCAUUCAUAGGACUGGAUUUCCUGUUGUGACUGAAUGAUGCGCAGCUCUCGGGCAUUGUUUAGCAAAAACUGAUUGUUCAACAGACUGGGGUCCUUGGACACUUGUGCAUCUAGAUAUUCUUUAGUGUUUGUAAUCACCUUGUGCAUAGAAGUAAGAACUUGGCCGACUGCAGACUCAAAACCUUGUCUCAGUCUCUGUUUAUCGUCCGAAGACAAUUGGAUAUCGUUGCUUCUAAGUUCAGUGAUUUUGUGAAACAAAUCUCCAACUGCAUGUGCAGUCUUGGCAAGCAACAUGCUUGCAAACAGAUCACCUGUUCCAGUGAAGAAGCCAGAAAUGUAAUCGAAAAUGAAAUAGAAUGGUUGGCACGAGUUUCCGAUUUUCAUGGAAGCCAUGCAGCGCAGUUUUUCUUCGUCAUCAGAAUCAGCGAAGGAAGUGAUUACUACGAUUGGUAUGUGAUAUCGAGUGUGAAUUGCAUUAAUAGCUGCCUUAGCACUCUUCAUAUCCUCCACCGGAAAUCCUGCUAGAAGCUGUGCUUCGUACGCAUUUGGUGUUAUGAUAUCAGCCAUAGCCAAGAGUUGCUGAUACUUGUUGCGAACAUUGUCCUCGACAUACAUGCGACCUUCAUCACCCAUUACCGGAUCCAUCAACCAAAUGGUAUUUGGGUGUCGUUGUUUAUAGGCAAUAGCGAAUUCUGAAACAAUAUCCAAGAUGUUUUCAUUCGGAAUGUAGCCGGUCAAUAUAGCAUCGUAUGCCCCCAUUGAAUCGUUUUCCAGGCCUUUCAGUAGACUGCUUACAUCCUCACUUGAGUAUACUUUCCCAUGCGUGGAUCCGUAGGCCAGAUGAUUUGAAAAAUGCACCGUUGGCAAUACAUCGACAUCCCAACCAAGCAAUUGCAAAGGAAACGUUGCCGCACGGUUUCCCGCAUACCCAUGACAUACAGCAGACUGAAAGAACAUUAGUAUUUCUUUAAAACAUUUUUUCACAAAUUAAAUCAAUUCGAACCUGGAUGGAAAGAACCCUAUAUGUAUGAUAAUAACUGCUUGAAGUCAUUGAAAUAAAAACAAAGGUCUAGGCAGGGAACUAUUUAUUAAAACGAGCGGUAGAUUUUGCGCCGAAUUGAUACUGUGUAUGAUGUUCCAAAUGAUAAUCAAAAACAGCGUUCUAUAAUUCAAAAAACACGUAAAAACACUUUUAGAUUGACUGUGAAUACAGUCAGGCAAUUUGCAUGAAUGAAAUCCAGAGAUAACUGCACUUGCUGACGACGUACCACGCAAAUAGGUAUGCGGUUCUAGUCUGAGUAGCAAAUCUCAUAUGCAACUUUUACGACCAAACUGCAACCCGUGCAUGGAAUCACAUCCAUACCGUUCUCUAGGUCAUCUUCUGUCACAAUAUAGCCUCCGUAUUCACCACAGCGGCACGGAUAAACAAAGCUGCCAUCAGCUUGUUCUUCAAAGUCGUCUAAAUCAACCACAGCAUUAUAACGUUCCGUGGUCACUAUGAACCGUUAGUAAAUAAGUAGGAAAAUUCCAACUUGCCUGCAUCUGCUUCCAGCUUAUUUGAUUUGCCAUUUUGAAGACGGUCAAGAAGACUUUCGUACGCUUUACGAACAUGAUCAACAGAAAUCUCUGAAACGCGUCCAUUCUGUUGUUUGUCUGGAUGUGCAUUCAGUAAUGCCGUUUUAUAAGCUAUUCUGAGGUCUGAAGCUGUGUAGGCUUCUGUUGGCGAAAGUUUUAGGAUUUUGUACGCGUCCAUGUAGAAAAACAAAGCAAAACAACAAAAGAAUAAGCGUAGAGUAGUUGAGGAAGAUAUUAGGUAGUAAAACUAAAUUAUAUUCAACAGGAA
Molecule: messenger RNA, 3452 nt
Organism: Schizosaccharomyces japonicus yFS275
Lineage: Eukaryota; Fungi; Ascomycota; Schizosaccharomycetes; Schizosaccharomycetales; Schizosaccharomycetaceae
Product: rRNA processing protein
Exons: 4
Coding region: 47-865 (272 amino acids)
Cellular component (GO): nucleolus; small-subunit processome
Source: RefSeq, a predicted model, not a curated record